Molecule: messenger RNA, 6129 nt
Organism: Carassius gibelio (silver crucian carp)
Lineage: Eukaryota; Metazoa; Chordata; Actinopteri; Cypriniformes; Cyprinidae
Product: gastrula zinc finger protein XlCGF7.1-like
Exons: 3
Coding region: 242-1168 (308 amino acids)
Biological process (GO): regulation of transcription by RNA polymerase II
Cellular component (GO): transcription regulator complex; PcG protein complex
Molecular function (GO): DNA-binding transcription factor activity, RNA polymerase II-specific; RNA polymerase II cis-regulatory region sequence-specific DNA binding
Source: RefSeq, a predicted model, not a curated record
AUAAGGCUGCGCGCGCUCCGCGUCUGUGAUUCGGCUGAAGAAAGGUGAUACGACCAGUAACUCUGACUGACUCCCUUAAUAGUGUGAUGACUGCUGAACUAGGGAACAGAUUGAGACACACCCAGAGAUUUAGAUUGAGUUUAUUUUUCUUUCUGUUCAUUGUUCUCAUCUUAAACAGGACAGUGUUCAAACACACAGAAAAACUAUUGCUGAAGAGACUGAGACACACAAUAUUAUAAAGAUGGAGUUUAUUAAAGAGGAGAGACAAGACAAGAAGAUUGAAGACACAUUCAGAGUCAAACAUGAAGAGACUGAGACACACAAUAUUAUAAAGAUGGAGUUUAUUAAAGAGGAGAUUGAAGAUGUGAAGAUUGAAGACACAUUCAGAGUCAAACAUAAAGAUACUGAGGAGCAAACAAAGAUGGAGUUUAUUAAAGAGGAGAGAGAAGACGUGAAGAUUGAAACAUUAAGAGUCAAACAAGAAGAAACUGAGACACAAACAGACCUGAAAGAAGAGAGUGUAGAACUGAAAGAAAUGCAAGAUAAAAAUCAUUAUAAAAAGCAACAUGAAUUCAUAACUGGACAAAAAUCAUUUAGUUGCUCAAAGACAGCAAAGACUUCCUCACGAAAAAGAGCUCGAAAGACUAGAUCUAGAAGUAAUUUCACCUGCCAACAGUGUGGAAAGAGUUUCAGCCAUCAAGGAAAACUUGAAGUCCACAUGAGAAUUCACACUGGAGAGAAGCCUUUCAUCUGCAAACAAUGUGGAAAGAGUUUCAAUGAACAUGGAAAUCUUAGAGUCCACAUGAGGAUUCACACCGAGGAGAAGCCUUUCACCUGCUCUCAAUGUGGAAAGAGAUUUAAUCAUAAAAGCACUUUCAAUGCCCACAUGACUAUUCACACAGGAGAGAAGCCUUACACCUGCAAACUGUGUGGGAAUAAUUUUGUUGGAAAAGGAAGCUUUAACAUGCACAUGAGGAUUCACACUGGUGAGAAACCUUACACAUGCUCUCAGUGUGGAAAGAGUUUCACUCAACAAGGAAACUUUAAGAGGCACAAGAGAGUUCACACUGGAGAGAAGCCAUUCACAUGUAAACUGUGUGGAAACAGUUUCACACGACAAACAAGCUUUAACGGGCACAUGAGAAUUCACACCAGAGAGAAGCAUUAAACCUGCAAACUGUGUGGAAGAACUUCACUACAAAACUAAACCUUAACUAUCACAUGAAUUGUCACACUGGUGACAUGAUCAGUGGAAAGAGUUUCAGCCAUAAAGCAACCAUUAAUAAUCACACGAGGCUUCACAUUGGAGAGAGACCUUUUAUGUGUCUUCAGUGUAAAAUGUGUUUCACAUAUCACGACCUCAAACAUCAUUGUUGCAAGCAGGAUGGGGCUGAGAGCCGUGGGAAGGGAUUGAGGCCUCGAGUUUCAUGGAAGGUUCCUGCCUCCACGGCUCUCAGCUCCGCCCUGCUUGCUACAUGUAAACUGAUGUAAAAUUUUGUAGCGUUUCAGAUACCUAAGACUUGAUCAGGGCUGCGUUUAUCAAAGCAUUAUAAGCUUAAGGACAUCGUAGACCCAUUGAAACCACCAAAGCUUACAAUCCUUUUGGGAAAUGCAACCCAGAUUUUUGUUAAAACAAUGCAAAGAACUGAAUUUCACAAGAUGCCCUGAGUCUCUCACACUGGAUGACCAUAAAACUGAGACCUGUCACCUCAAAGCCUGAGUAAACUAGUUACUCCUCUACAGAUGAUUUUAUAAACUAGUGACUGUAUAAAAAUAACUCCUCCAGCAUUCUCGACUCUAGGCAGUUAACCCAGGAUAAAUGGGUCUAGAGACACAAAUUCUGAAUCUCACAGGGAAAAUCAUAAGACAAAAGUGGGAUUUCCUCUCUCAAGAUAAAGAGCUGAAGCCAGACUCCAUUUUUACCUCUUUCUUGCAUGACUGGAAUCCUCUCUAAAACCCACAGAGACUGUCUUUAAAGAUAAAAAUGCUUCAGAUAAUUCCAAAAUGAUGCUAUCAGAACUUAAUUUGAAUAUUCUACAUCAUGUCUGAAUGUCAUCCACUUAAUACAGUACAUACAGUAGAUGGCCAACCAAAACAAUCAUUAAAGCACAUUUUCACAAAUAGCCGUCAGCUUUGCCUCACCGAUGUGUUAUAUUUGACGGUUGCAGUUGGGGGAAAAUUAAGUUAAAAUAUUUAAUAUUCACAGAUGAAAGUUUAGUAUACUUCUAAAGUUCUGUGUGUUUCUUUAAACAAAUUCAAGCAGGAUAAAUAUCAAUCCUAUGUGUCUGUGUUUAUAUUUUAUCUAAGCUACACAUUAUUACACCAUAUUUAAAAUUUGAAACAUUUAAUACCUGUGCAGUUUUGUUUAUAUAAUAUGAAUUAUGUGUUAUAUUAUUCAAAAUAAACUGUGGUUUACUUUGCAUUGGAGCAUUAAAAGUGGUAGCCUAUUUUAGUGAGCUAGGCUACAAGGAUUAAUAUGCAAAAUGUCAAUAUUCUUACAUAUUAGGCCUAUAUUUUAAUUUAGAUUUUAACAUUCUUUUAAUAAAACAACAUGCAUUUUUGUCACACACUACUUAUUUGUUACUUCUGGGGAAAAAUCUAAUUGUCUGUACAGAUUAAGAAAUCAUAAGUCUUGGUACAAUGUAUAAUUUCGCUCACAUUAUUUAGGCUUACUUAAAACAAGAAACGAUUAAGCUAAAUAACUGAGACAGUAAAGAAUGGACAGAUUAAUAAAAUGUUCUCAUGUUUAAACUCAAGUUCUCUCAUUAUAAUCAACAAAAUGCACACAAUCAUUAUUUGACAACUUCAGUGAUUUUAUAUAAUUAAAGUUAAAUAAAUAUAUUGCAGCGGCUUUUAAAAGCAGGUGUGUAUCAUAUUCCUUAAACUAUCAAGAUUUGUGUGGUGCGCAUGUUGCUGAGUUCGACGCGCAUUAUUUAUUUUUUAUUUGUCUACAUACUUUAUCUUCAUUAACAAUCUUGUUUGGUUUUAUUUUGGAUAACUGCUUGUAAUAAAUUAUUUACUUUGUAAUGCAUAUGCAAAAUGUUAAUUUAUUAUUCAUAUUUCAUAUUCAAGUGUUUGUGUGAAAAUUAGCACGCAUGACAGGGAGGCACCCUCUCGAUCACUUACAUUUUUUCCUGAUAAUAAAAUAUCUUAAAAUUGUGGUGUCUCACAUACAUGAGAAAUAUAUCUACAGAAAGCUUGAAAUGUCUACUUUUAAAGGAAUCGAUUCAAAAUGAAAGCAUAAUGUAAUCUGUGAAGGUUGCAUUCCUUUUUAAAGGUGCGUCCAAACACCAGAAGCAACCUAAGUGUUCUUUCAUUGAAAAGUAUGCAUUGUAUUUAUUCACACGCUAUAUGGUUGAAAUAAUAUUUUAGUUUAAACUUUAAGUGCCAUUGUUUUAAAAAAGUGCUUUAUUGACUAACGUUUCAUAGAACUUCAGUUGUAAUGCUUUAAAAUCCCAUGCCAUUUGUAACUUCACAGUAUUUUCUCCUCCCAGAUUAGUAACCUAACUUAACCUAAAGUCACAAUUAUAUAAUGGUAAAAUUGACUCCGGCCAAUGGCAUUUUUUAUUAUUAUUAUUAUUUAUUUAUUUUUUUUAAUAAUUGUAGCAUUUAUAAAUGGGUGAAGCAAAACAAAUAUGAUAACUUUUUAACUGCAGGCAGAUAUAGGCUUGUAUUAUUGUACAUUACAAAUAUUUGGAUAGUCCCUUAUUCUUUGCUUUAUCUUCUUAAAUAAUAAACACUUAUUUUCUCCAAGAAUAAAUAUUAUAAAUAAGGAAUAAAAGCAAUAAUAUCAAUUAGCCCUUAUUUUCCAUUUCUGAAGUCAUUUGGAAACUUUAAUGAUGAUGUAAUUAUCUUUUGACUCACCUUCCUUAAAAUAAAUAACACCUCAGUUGUAGGAGAUAUGUGCGCGAAUUAUAGAUUUAAAAAAAGUGGGUGCUUGGUUUCUGAAGAAAACGAAUACAGCUCGUAAAAAAAUUAUAUGAAAAAAUCACGGUAACAUAUUAAUUCAUAUAAAUAAUUUAAGCAAUUAAAACUUUUUUUAAAUACUAGAUUCAACUUGAAUUUCAGUACUAUUAAACUGACUUUAAAAUCUCAAAAAGUUUAUAAGUUGAAAUGGUAAAAUAUCACAGUGCAUGUCAAAUAGCCUAAAUUAACUUGUUUCUUAUAGUAUCUGAAGACCUUGAUUGCAUGUAAGCAUAAAACUAACAAUAUAAUUAGAUAAAUUUAUUUAUGAACAAUUCCUGUAUAAAAUGGGACAGUAACCUUUAUAUCAAACAUUGGUCUUGGUAAAGUAGGUGAGUUCCUUUUAUAUUUUGCUUGUUUGUUUUAUGCUGCAUGGCAGGAACAUGAUCUGGUUAAUAUUCAUAGUUAUUUGUACAUCAAGUGUAAUUCUAGCACACAGUAUGAACUACAGGAAAAGUGUCUAUAAAAGUAAACCUAAUUGUAAAACCUGUUUAAAUUAUAAAGAAUGCAUGAAUGUUUCCACUUUUUAGAUUCAUUAAUGACAAAUUUUUGGAAUUCAUAGAUGAUUUUAAGUGUUUAUGUACAGUCUCUAUGAAUACCUAAUUGUGUUUAUAGCUGAGUGUUUAAAUUGAAGUGACUUAAUUAAAAUAAAUAUUAGUUACCAGCAAAGAUCCUCCAUCCAAUGUUGCAAAUUUAACUUAUGCACAAAAUUGGAAUAUCAUGUCUCCAUUCUCCCUCAACACAGAACAUUUCUUCGGUUUUCUUUUGAGGGGCAGGCAUUUCAGUACAAGGUUCUCCCAUUCGGGUUGGCCCUGUCUCCCCAUGUCUUUACGAAAGUUGUGGAGGGAGCCCUGGCUCCUCUCAGGGAACGAGGUGUCCGUAUCCUCAACUACCUCGACGACUGCCUGAUUUUAGCUCACUCUCGAGCGCAGUUGUGCGAGCACAGGGAUCUGGUGCUCAGAUACCUCGCUUGGCUGGGUCAUCAGGUCAACUGGGAAAAGAGCAAACUCUGCCCUGUGCAGAGGAUCUAUUUUCUCGGUAUGGAAAUAUAUGGCAUCCACAACGGCAGUCAUACGGCUCGAGUUACUCCAUAUGAGACCGCUUCAGCACUGGCUUCACGAUUGAGUCCCGAGAUGGGCAUGGCAACAGGGCAUGCUCCAAGUGACCGUCACUCCGGCCUGCCUUCAAACCUUUCCCCCCGUGGUUGGACCUCUUAUUUCUAUGGGCUGGCGUUCCCCUAGAACCUGUGUCCAGACAUGUUGUAGUGUCAAAAGAUGCCUCUGCCACGGGCUGGGGUGCUCUGUGCAACGGGCAUGCUGUGUCAGGUUUCUGGACAGGACCCAGACUUCAGUGGCAUGUGAAUUGCCUCGAGUUGCUAGCAGUACGGCUUGCUCUGCACCGCUUCAGGGCACUGCUGAAGGACAAGCACGUUCUUGUCCGUACGGACAGCACUGCGACUGUAGCGUAUAUCAACCUCUUGUAGAGUCAGAAGCAUCUGAGAUCGCUUCGUGCCAUUCACAUCCCGGACAGGCUCAAUCGUGCAGCUGACGAGCUCUCAUGGCAGCAGUCUCACCUCAAUUCUGCAAAUUCUGCAGACCAAGGUACUCGGCGUACCACUGGCUCAUUUUGUAACCACUCGAAGGUGAUUGGACUUUCGGGCGAGAUCCCAUUCGUCAGUCUCUUUCUGACGUAACAUCUCCAUUCCCUCCUUCAGGGAACGAGGGUUGCAUACAGAACCGAGACGUUUUUCAUUAAUUAUACAUUUUCAAGCACGUUCAUCUCAUCAUAAUACAGACUGCAGUAAAUGGACAGACCUCAACAUAGGCCAAUCACAGCACAUAUCAUGGGCAUUCUGUUAACAUCCAAAUAUAGUACUUGUAAUGUAAAAAAACAAUGUUGGGUUUUUCCUAUAACCCUGUUAUCGUUUCCAACCAGCUGGAGAAUGUGAGUGCAGGGUCACUCACAGCCCGAAUCCAAGAAAAUCCAAGAGUGUUGUUAUGGGAUGUUUGUCUGUAUUUAUUGCAAAUAAAUAUAAAGGACAAAACAAAAAAUGUGAACUGGUUUCCUUUGUAGUGCUUGGAGUUUAGCCUUCUCCUACAAGCCAAAGCUCCGGCAACACAGAUCCAGGCCGAGGUCAAAGACUAUCUUCUGGCAUGCCUUCUCCCC